Molecule: messenger RNA, 1225 nt
Organism: Didymella exigua CBS 183.55
Lineage: Eukaryota; Fungi; Ascomycota; Dothideomycetes; Pleosporales; Didymellaceae
Product: alpha/beta-hydrolase
Exons: 1
Coding region: 117-1160 (347 amino acids)
Molecular function (GO): hydrolase activity
Source: RefSeq, a predicted model, not a curated record
CCGCAAUGAUAAAGUAGUGCGACUCGCAUGAUGAUAAACCGACCACGGUUCUCGAUCAUCGCCAUUCAGCAAUAGCUUUACUUACCGUUACGUCGCACCCUUUUAUUCACGUCAUCAUGGACUUCCUCAAAGCGGCAGACAUCACGCACCCCAAUGGCCAAACGACUCAUUACUACGAAGGCGGCACUAGCAACGGCAUCCCCCUCAUCUUCAUUCACGGAUGGCCCGACUUAGCGGAAAUCUGGAAGCAUCAACUCGAGCAUUUCACAUCUGGUGCUGCAGGCUCCGAAUACCGUGUGAUCGCACCUGAUAUGCGCGGUUACGCAGGCUCUUCAAGCCCGAAAGACAGGCGCGCGUACUCUCUCGAGACCCUCAAUGGCGAGCUUGUAGAUUUCGCGAAGCAACUUGGCAUCACAAAGGCAGUGUGGGUUGGCCAUGACUGGGGUUGUGGCGUUGUCAGCUCGCUUGCGGCACACCACCCUGAGCUGUUCCUCGGUCUCACUGUCAUUGCGGUACCCUACCGGACCAUCGAACUCGGUCUUGAUUACCUCGUCUCGUUGGUCAAUCGCGACAUUUACCCGGAGGAUGAGUAUAAGUACGGCCAAUGGGAUUACAUGAAGUAUUAUGAGCUGCACUCUGAGAAGUGUGUGGACGUCUUCGAUAGUGCGAUUGACAGAGUCACAAAAGUAUUGUACCUGCCGCACGACCCCAACAACCAUGGCAAACCCAAUAUUAGAACUGCUAGGCAACUAAAAGAUGGGGGCUGGUUCGGCGGCAACCCUGAUAAUGUUCCAGACAUUCCUUUGGAAAAAACAUUGAUCGAUCAAUCGCUGUACGACAACAUGGUUGCCAGCCACAAGAAGCAUGGCUGGUUCCCGCCCUCAGCAUACUAUCUGAAUCACGAUGUCAAUGCUGAGUAUGCAAAGAGCGAAAAGAAUGGUGGCAAGCUACUGUUCCCUGUCUUGUACAUUGACCCAAAGUAUGAUGGUGUUUGCUCUCCAAGCGCUACGCCUAAGAUGGGCGAGAGCCAGAGGGAAGUGGUUCAAGAUCUGACGUACGUAACGAUCGAGUCGGCGCAUUGGGUCCAGAUUGAGAAGCCGAGUGAGGUAAACAAGGCGCUGGAGACUUGGCUCGACAACAACAUCCAGUACAAGUGUUGAUGUUUGUGGGAAGCGAACAUUUCUGUAGUCAUUCAAAUACCGAAUAAAGCAACUGGUACUAUGCA